Molecule: messenger RNA, 1035 nt
Organism: Pipistrellus nathusii (Nathusius's pipistrelle)
Lineage: Eukaryota; Metazoa; Chordata; Mammalia; Chiroptera; Vespertilionidae
Source: the annotation of a GenBank genome assembly
AUGAUCCGGGGUGUGGAAGUGCCGAUGGCGGACCACCCGCCGCCGCCGCCGCCGCCGCCCGUCAUCUUCUGCCACGACUCCCCGAAGCGGGUGCUGGUGUCGGUCAUCAGGACGACCCCGAUCAAGGCCACGUGCGGCGGCGGAGGGGAGCCGGAGCCGCCGCCGCCGCUCAUCCCCACCAGCCCCGGCUUCAGCGACUUCAUGGUGUACCCGUGGCGCUGGGGCGAGAACGCGCACAACGUGACGCUCAGCCCGGGGGCCGCGGGGGGCGCCGCCUCGGCUGCCCAGCCCGCCGCCGCCGCCCAGCGCCCGGGGCUCCGCGGCCGGGGCGCGCCGCACCCCGCCGCCUCGGGGGGCGAGGACGAGGAGGAGGCGAGCAGCCCGGACAGCGGCCACCUCAAGGAUGGGAUUCGACGUGGUAGACCCAGAGCAGAUACUGUCCGGGAUUUAAUAAAUGAAGGAGAGCAUUCGUCCAGCAGAAUUCGUUGUAACAUCUGUAAUAGGGUGUUUCCACGGGAGAAAUCGCUUCAGGCUCACAAAAGGACUCAUACAGGUGAGAGACCCUACCUGUGUGACUAUCCAGACUGUGGCAAAGCAUUUGUUCAAAGUGGACAGCUCAAAACGCAUCAGCGCCUUCACACGGGAGAAAAACCUUUUGUUUGUUCAGAAAAUGGCUGUCUGAGCAGAUUCACCCACGCCAACCGCCAUUGUCCCAAGCACCCUUAUGCCAGGCUGAAGCGGGAGGAGCCCACCGAUGCUCUCACCAAGCACCAGGCUGUGGACAACCAGGCCGCUGCCGAGUGGCUGGCAAAGUAUUGGGAAAUGAAAGAGCAGCGCACCCCCACCUUGAAAGGAAAGCUCACGCAGAAGGCGGACCAGGAGCAGCAGGACCCUCUGGAAUACCUGCAGUCGGACGAGGAGGACGACGAGAAGAGGGGGGCCCAGCGGCGGCUGCAGGAGCAGCGCGAGCGCCUGCACGGAGCCCUGGCCCUCAUCGAGCUCGCCAACCUGACGGGCGCGCCGCUCCGCCAGUAG